CCUCCAGCGGCUCUACGCGCAGACCACACAGUGCCGGGCGCAUGGAAGCUCUGGCGGAACCCGGGCCCGGAGGCCCGGAGGCCGCCCCCGAGCGCCCAUGGCUGCGCCGCCUGGUGCUGUCCGACUUCCGAAAAGAGCUGAGGGCGCUCCUGGUGCUGGCGGGUCCCGCGUUCCUGGCGCAGCUGAUGGUGUUCCUGGUCAGUUUUGUGAGCUCGGUGUUCUGCGGCCACCUGAGCAAACUGGAGCUGAAUGCUGUCACGCUGGCGAUUGCGGUUAUCAAUGUCAUGGGUGUUUCCGUGGGAUUCGGCUUGUCUUCGGCUUGCGACACCCUCAUCUCCCAGACCUACGGGAGCCGGAACCUGAAGCACGUGGGCGUCGUCCUGCAGCGGGCCACACUCAUCCUGCUGCUCUGCUGCCUGCCUUGCUGGGCCCUCUUCCUCAACACGCAGCACCUCCUGCUGCUCUUCAGGCAGGACCCAGCUGUGUCCAGGCUCACCCAGACCUAUGUCACAAUCUUCAUUCCAGCCCUGCCCGCCACCUUCCUUUAUGCUUUACAAGUGAAAUACCUGCUCAACCAGGGAAUCGUCCUGCCCCAGGUGGUGACUGGAGUGGCAGCCAACCUUGUCAAUGCCCUCGCCAACUACCUGCUCGUCCAUCAGUUGCAUCUGGGGGUGAUGGGCUCUGCGCUGGCCAACACGGUAGCCCAGUUCACUCUGGCCCUCCUCCUCUUUCUCUACAUCCUCAGGAACAGGCUGUAUCAAGCUACGUGGGGAGGGUGGUCCCUCGAGUGCCUGCAGGACUGGGCUUCCUUCUUCCGCCUGGCCAUCCCCAGCAUGCUCAUGAUGUGCAUGGAGUGGUGGGCCUAUGAGAUUGGCAGCUUCCUCAGUGGUAUCCUGGGCAUGGUGGAGCUGGGGGCCCAGUCUGUCACGUAUGAGCUGGCGGUCAUCGUGUACAUGAUCCCCAUGGGCUUAAGUGUGGCCGUCAAUGUUCGGGUUGGGAAUGCGUUGGGUGCUGGAAACAUCGAGCAAGCAAAGAAGUCCUCGGUGGUUGCCUUGCUGGUCACAGAGCUUGUUGCCAUCAUCUUUUGUGUCCUGCUGUUGAGCUGCAAGGAUCUUGUGGGCUACAUUUUCACCAGCGACCGAGACAUCAUCGCGUUGGUGGCCCGGGUGACCCCGAUUUAUGCGGUUUCGCACCUCUUCGAGAGCCUUGCUGGAACGAGCGGCGGCAUCCUGAGGGGAAGUGGGAAUCAGAAGUUUGGAGCCGUUGUUAACGCCAUUGGGUAUUACGUGGUUGGGCUUCCCAUCGGCAUUGCACUUAUGUUUGCAGCCAAGCUUGGAGUGAUCGGCCUGUGGUUAGGGAUCGUGGUCUGCGCCGUCUCUCAGGCUGUGUGUUUUCUGGGCUUUAUUGCUCGGCUCAAUUGGACGAAGGCCUGCCAACAGGCUCAGAUCCAUGCCAACGUGGUGGUGAACAUGGCCUCCAGCGGGAAUUCCGCUGUGUUCUCAGACCUGCUUCACUCAGGUGCCGAAAGUGAUAGAGGAUUCGUGCUGGCCGACGGAAAAGCCGAGGAGGAGCAGGUGCCCCAGGAGCCCUCUCGUCCUGCCCGCCCGGUGGGCAGUGCUCAUUUGUCGGUGAAACAGCUGCUGCUGCGGCGAGGGCUCCUGCUCCUGGGCGUCCUGCUAGUCUUGCUGGCGGGGAUCCUCGUGAAAGUGUAUGUCAGAAUUCAGUGACGUGGCAGGAGAGAGGGCGGGGCUACCUGAAGCACGCUUCCCCUGGGGUGCUGUCCCAGUAAAGCUGUCUUCAGUUGACAAGACUGUACGUGGACAAUGCCUGAAGCCCACCUCCCAACAAUGGGACUGUAGCACGGCAUGCCCAAGAAUCUCACUUGUGAUGUGGGUUGCCCACCAACUGCCUGGUGUCUCCAACAAGAUCCAAAUCCCAACGGAAGGCUUUUGUGCUUGCAUUAUGAGGUCAAGCCAUCUGUGCUUUGAGCUU
This is a messenger RNA of Ochotona princeps (American pika), 1992 nucleotides long. It is a transcript of the gene SLC47A1, whose product is annotated as solute carrier family 47 member 1. Bases 42 to 1727 code for a protein of 561 amino acids. Gene Ontology annotation, cellular component: membrane. Gene Ontology annotation, biological process: xenobiotic detoxification by transmembrane export across the plasma membrane. The transcript is spliced from 17 exons. Gene Ontology annotation, molecular function: antiporter activity; xenobiotic transmembrane transporter activity. The record is from RefSeq and is a predicted model, not a curated record. Lineage: Eukaryota; Metazoa; Chordata; Mammalia; Lagomorpha; Ochotonidae.